Molecule: messenger RNA, 2621 nt
Organism: Arabidopsis thaliana (thale cress)
Lineage: Eukaryota; Viridiplantae; Streptophyta; Magnoliopsida; Brassicales; Brassicaceae
Product: Calcium-dependent protein kinase (CDPK) family protein
Exons: 11
Coding region: 372-2156 (594 amino acids)
Cellular component (GO): plasma membrane
Molecular function (GO): protein kinase activity; protein serine/threonine kinase activity; protein serine kinase activity
Source: RefSeq, marked reviewed
UUUCAGUACUUUUGUAGGUCAGAAAAAUUAUUUUUAAUUUCUUUCGUCGUUAAUUUCAAUUCAACAAUCAACAUCAUUAGAUGUGAAAGUCAUUAAAUGAAAUUAACAUACAAUUAAAAGUGAUUAAUGCCACUACGCGCUCUUGCCUCCUUCUUAGUGGUCUUCAUUUAACAAACGCCUUCUCUCUUUUUUCCUUUAAAUCUCUGAGCUCUUUUUUCUUCAUUUGUUUUUUUGCCAAAAAAAAAUAUAUAUAUUGAAUCUUCAUUCAUUAAAAAAACAAUUUUUAUUUUUCCCUAUUCAUCUUCGGUUCCUCACCGUCCGAUGCUUUGACUCUGACCAAUCAGUCAAUUUGAGCUUCACAAUCAACGGUCAUGGGUCAUUGUUACAGCCGGAACAUCUCCGCCGUCGAGGACGACGAGAUCCCCACCGGUAACGGCGAGGUUUCGAAUCAACCAUCUCAAAAUCACCGGCAUGCUUCGAUUCCUCAGUCUCCGGUUGCUUCUGGUACUCCUGAAGUCAACUCAUAUAACAUUAGCCCUUUCCAAAGCCCGUUACCGGCGGGAGUAGCUCCAUCACCGGCGAGAACUCCGGGACGGAAGUUCAAAUGGCCGUUUCCUCCACCGUCACCUGCGAAACCGAUUAUGGCGGCUUUGAGACGACGACGUGGCGCUCCGCCUCAGCCUCGAGAUGAGCCGAUCCCGGAGGAUAGUGAAGAUGUAGUAGAUCACGGUGGUGACAGUGGCGGCGGAGAGAGGUUAGAUAAGAAUUUCGGGUUUGGGAAGAACUUCGAAGGGAAGUAUGAGUUAGGGAAAGAAGUAGGGCGAGGGCAUUUUGGUCAUACUUGUUGGGCAAAAGCGAAGAAAGGCAAGAUGAAGAACCAAACCGUGGCUGUCAAAAUCAUCUCUAAAGCUAAGAUGACGUCGACGUUAUCUAUUGAAGAUGUUCGUAGAGAAGUGAAAUUGCUGAAAGCUUUAUCAGGGCAUAGGCAUAUGGUUAAGUUCUAUGAUGUAUAUGAGGAUGCUGAUAAUGUCUUUGUUGUUAUGGAGUUAUGCGAAGGUGGAGAGCUAUUGGAUAGAAUUUUGGCGAGAGGUGGACGAUACCCUGAAGUCGAUGCCAAACGUAUUCUUGUGCAGAUUUUGUCUGCAACAGCAUUUUUUCACCUUCAAGGUGUCGUGCACCGUGAUCUGAAGCCGGAGAAUUUUCUCUUUACCAGCAGAAAUGAGGAUGCGAUACUCAAGGUCAUAGAUUUUGGCUUGUCUGAUUUCAUUAGAUACGAUCAGCGUCUCAAUGAUGUUGUAGGAAGUGCAUACUAUGUUGCACCUGAAGUACUCCAUAGGUCUUACAGCACUGAAGCAGAUAUGUGGAGCAUCGGUGUCAUAAGUUACAUACUUCUCUGUGGAAGCAGACCUUUCUAUGGAAGAACUGAGUCUGCAAUAUUCCGUUGUGUGCUUAGAGCAAACCCUAAUUUUGAGGAUAUGCCUUGGCCUUCUAUAUCUCCUACUGCCAAAGACUUCGUGAAAAGGCUUUUGAACAAGGACCAUAGGAAACGAAUGACAGCUGCUCAAGCUCUAGCUCAUCCGUGGUUACGUGACGAAAACCCCGGUUUGCUUCUUGAUUUCUCGGUCUACAAGUUGGUCAAGUCCUAUAUCCGUGCCUCACCUUUCCGACGAUCAGCACUUAAGGCUCUCUCGAAAGCUAUACCUGAUGAAGAACUUGUGUUCCUUAAGGCACAGUUCAUGCUCCUGGAUCCUAAAGACGGAGGCCUAUCCCUUAACUGUUUCACAAUGGCUUUAACAAGAUAUGCUACUGAUGCUAUGAUGGAAUCAAGGCUUCCUGACAUUUUAAAUACGAUGCAACCUCUGGCGCAAAAGAAGCUUGACUUUGAAGAGUUCUGUGCGGCUGCGGUCAGUGUUUACCAACUGGAGGCUCUUGAAGAAUGGGAACAGAUUGCAACUUCAGCAUUUGAGCACUUUGAACAUGAAGGAAACCGAAUCAUAUCUGUCCAAGAACUCGCCGGGGAGAUGAGCGUGGGACCGAGUGCAUAUCCUCUGCUCAAGGAUUGGAUCCGAAGUUCGGAUGGAAAGCUGAGUUUCUUGGGGUACGCUAAGUUCUUGCAUGGUGUGACCGUACGAAGCUCAAGCUCGAGACCUAGGUGACACACCAUGAUGUAAAAAGUCUUCUAACAUGUGAAUUGAGUUUCAAGAAACAUCCUAAACAAUGUCGUCGUCAGAGACCUUGGAUUCAAAGAUUAAAAAAAAAAACUUGAAAUGGAAGUGAAGUCAGGUAGGUAUUUCCUUUGUAAAUGAUUCUUUGAGCAUUUUGUUUUCGAAACAAACUAAAAAAGGAAAAACAUAUUAUAUAUGUUAUAGAAGGAAUUGGAGAGGUGUUGUUCUUCUGGUUUUAUUCUCUGCUUUCACUUUCGUUAGUCUGAUAAUAUGUUGUGUACAGAAGGCGAUAGAAGUUUUUUAGCCGAUAGUUGAAGCAAGUGUCAAAUUUAGUGUAUAGGAAUGAUAAAGUGUUUUUUCUUACUCGUAUUGUGAGUACGAGUCCUUCGGUGUGAAUGAUACUGUGGAGUGCCCCAUGCUCGUGAGAGGAGCUGGCUUUGUGGCUUUGGCAAAUCC